AUGGCCCCCUCAUUUCUUACAAAUUCGGGUGCAUCUGAAGCCCUCACAAAUGCCAAUACCAUGUCGGGUGCCAGUGUAGAUGAAAUUGUCGAGACGGAAUUCCUGAUUGCCGGUGCAGGUCCAGCAGGAGCUGCUUUGGCCUGUUUUCUCACUUCAUACGGACUCAAAGGCAUCAUGGUCAGUGCGGCGCCUGGCACGGCCAACACGCCGCGAGCACACAUCACCAACAUGGCUGCUCUUGGCCUUGACCGUGAGAUGCUGAAGGUCGCUUGCGAUGGAGAACAACAUAUGGUCCACACGCGAUGGUGUCACAGCAUGGCGGGCGAAGAGUACGCGCGGAUCUACUCGUGGGGAAACGACCCGAGAAGAAAGGGAGACUAUGAAAGAGCCAGUCCAUGCUCCCCCGUCGAUCUGCCCCAGACGCUGCUGGAGCCAAUCCUCGUCCGUCACGCAACAUGGCACGGAUUCACCACCAGAUUCGACACCACGCUGCUGUCCUUUGUGCGCGACGAGAAACAGCGCAUCACUGCAACAGUCCGCGACAAUCUCUCGCGCAGAGAGUACCAGAUUCGGACGAGAUACCUGUUUGGUGCUGACGGAGCGCGAAGUCAGAUUGUGAAGCAACUGGACCUACCGCUGGCCGUCAAACCAGGCCAGGGACUUGCGAUCAACGUGCUAGUAAGAGCAGAUCUCUCCCACCUAGUCGCUCACCGAAAGGGGAAUCUGCACUGGGUCAUGCAGCCGGAUCGCGACCAUCCCAGCUUCGGCUGGAUGGCCAUCAUCCGCAUGGUCAAGCCAUGGGACGAGUGGAUGUUCAUCCUCUUCCCGACCCGAGACUAUGAUCCUGCGAGUGCGAACCCGUCCAAGGAGGAGUACCUGCAGCGAGUUAGGCAGCUGAUCGGGGACGAGACACCGGCCGAGAUCCUGAACAUCUCGAAGUGGUAUAUCAACGAGAUUGUGGCGGAGACAUACUCGGACGGCAACAACGUCUUUUGCCUGGGCGACGCAGUGCAUCGGCAUCCGCCGUUGAACGGCCUUGGAUCCAACACUUGUAUCCAAGAUGCCUUCAAUCUCGCCUGGAAGGUUGCAUACGUCCACCGCGGCAUUGCAGGAGCCCAAUUGCUGUCGACAUACUCCGCCGAGCGGCAGCCCGUCGGCCACGGGAUCGUGACGCGCGCCAACCAGGCGUUCAGGGACCAUCAGCAGAUCUGGGCGGCGCUCGGAAUGCUCGGCGCAUCGCUCGAGGAGCGACAGCGUGCGCUUCAAGAGCUGGCCGAGCCCACGAUCGCUGGGCGCGAGCGGCGUCAAACCCUCCAGAAGGCUGUUGCGCAUACUGCACACGAGUUUCACGGCUUAGGCGUCGAGAUGAACCAGCGAUACGAGGGUCCAGGAAUCUACGACGCAGACGAGGCCGAUCCCUUUGCACUCCCUGGCCGGGCGGCCGAGGAUCCCGUCUUGUACUAUGAGCCGAAUACCUAUCCCGGCUGCCGGCUGCCGCAUGGCACGGCGCUUUCACACUAUUCACCGGUAUUGGAGGUGAGCCGUGGAAACAGGCGGCGGAGAGCUUAG
Messenger RNA from Aspergillus nidulans FGSC A4, 1569 nucleotides. RefSeq lists its product as uncharacterized. Gene Ontology annotation, molecular function: oxidoreductase activity; FAD binding. The record is from RefSeq and is a predicted model, not a curated record. The coding region runs from base 1 to 1569 and encodes 522 amino acids. NCBI's taxonomy places the organism in Eukaryota, Fungi, Ascomycota, Eurotiomycetes, Eurotiales, Aspergillaceae. The transcript has 5 exons.